AUGCAACUUCUCAAUGAGCCUCCUACCCAGAGCAUGCUACAAAAGCUGAAAGUGACCCACCAUGUGCGGCCGUCGUCCAGACAUACACCUGCGCAGGCAGAGGAGGAGGACACCUUUGAAGAAACAGUCCUACUUUGGGUCCGCCAUUCAUGGCUGCGGCGUCUGGUCGUCGACGAAAGACAAAGAACACCGUCCCAUCCCCCGUCGCUGAUGAUCCACGUCUCCGAACACAACGAGGCAGGCCACAAUCUUGACCUUCAUGAUGUACUGGGCAACCUUUCUUUCCCAGCAUUGACCCAGAUCGGUGGAGGUUUCUUGAUCUCGCCAAUAACAACGCUCUCGAGGCAAGUCAUCACUGGCUUCCCCCGAGCUCCGCGACCAUCUUGUCAACAUGCCAUCCCUCAACUGAUGUCCGUGGUGGGAUCCAACGUUCCAGACAACGUCCAAAUCACUUCCACCAACACCACCAUCUGUGACCUCUUUAACCAGGCUCACACUCUGCUGGUUGUCAUCAAGGGCGUCAACACUCGUUUGACCAACAAGGCACACCCAGUGACCAGCCCCUUGAACAUCAACAACAACCCAUACCUCAAUCUCAACGGAAUGAAGAUGCAGGCUGUGUCGACGAUGGACGUCAAUAACAAUAAUCUAUACCUCGCUUCAAUCAAAGACGUCCUCCGUCCACACCAACUGCAUGAACACGCCUAUCCCGGGGGCUGUCCAUAUUGUCCUUGA
This is a messenger RNA of Exophiala oligosperma, 735 nucleotides long. RefSeq lists its product as uncharacterized. Bases 1 to 735 code for a protein of 244 amino acids. The record is from RefSeq and is a predicted model, not a curated record. The transcript is spliced from 2 exons. Lineage: Eukaryota; Fungi; Ascomycota; Eurotiomycetes; Chaetothyriales; Herpotrichiellaceae.